This is a messenger RNA of Myodes glareolus (Bank vole), 309 nucleotides long. Lineage: Eukaryota; Metazoa; Chordata; Mammalia; Rodentia; Cricetidae. The record is from RefSeq and is a predicted model, not a curated record.
AUGAUGAAAGGAACGUCACCCUUAGGAAAGCGUCACAACAAGAUGCACACAUUGUGCCGCCGCUGUGGCUCUAAGGCCGACCACCUUCAGAAGUCUACCUGCGGCAAAUGCGGCUACCCUGCCAAGCACAAGAGAAAGUAUAACUGGAAUACCAAGGCUAAGAGACGAAACAUUACCGCGACCAGGCGGAUGAGACACCUAAAAAUUGUCUACCGAAGAUUCAGACAUAGAUUCCGUGAAGGGACAGCCCCUAAACCCAAGAGGGCAGCUGUUGCAGCAUCCAGGAAAAGAGGGCGCAUUUCAGGCUGA